CCUCCCCAGUAUACUGGGGAGACUAUUAAAGAGAUUAUAGGUAUAAGAAAUAGGUCCAGUAUAGAAAAAGCUAAACAGCCAAAUAGUAAUACUAGCGUCAAGCUAAGCAUACUAGGUACUUCUACUUCGCUAGAUAUUAUAACUAGUUUAACUUCCUAUAUCCAGACAGAUAGUAAUUCUGAAAUUAGUAAUCCUGCUCCUAUAUAUAAUAAAACUACUGAUCCCCUGAUAAACUUUUCUAUUAAGAAUAAUAAUACAGAGGUAAGGAAUAAGUAUAUUAGUAUAAGUCUGUCCGUAGAGGAUCCUCCUAUCCCUCUAGUAAAGAAGUUAAAGAUAUAUCGAUGGAAAGGAGAUAAGAGAACUAGGAGCCAGACUACUCAGCUCGCACAGGAAGCUGGAGUUUCUAAUAAGGCUACAAAGAGUUAUAGACAAGGAAAGAAGAGUAAUAACAAGGACUCUACAAAACGCCCCCGUAGCCGCCCCCGAAAGUCAUGA
Molecule: messenger RNA, 495 nt
Organism: Clonostachys rhizophaga
Lineage: Eukaryota; Fungi; Ascomycota; Sordariomycetes; Hypocreales; Bionectriaceae
Source: the annotation of a GenBank genome assembly